Phalaenopsis equestris is the source of this 633-nucleotide messenger RNA. Its product is annotated as protein FAR1-RELATED SEQUENCE 5-like. Lineage: Eukaryota; Viridiplantae; Streptophyta; Magnoliopsida; Asparagales; Orchidaceae. The transcript has 3 exons. The coding region runs from base 1 to 633 and encodes 210 amino acids. The record is from RefSeq and is a predicted model, not a curated record.
AUGGUCCACAAUGAGAAAGAAGCAUAUGAAGUAUAUUUUGUUUACGCUCAUCAUAUUGGAUUCAGUGUUCGUAAGGAUCACGCUACGUUUUGGACUAACUCCAAAAAUAUCAAGACGAAGGACUUCGUAUGUGGAAAAGUAGGUUUCAAGAAAGAGCUCAAGAUUAUAGAAACUGUUAAAUAUAUAAGAGCAGAAACAAGAACUGGUUGUCCUGCAAUGAUACGAUACAGAGUUGAUGAGAAAGCAAACCCCGUUGACAAGCACUCGUUGCGUUCCAGCAGAAAGAUAAGUGAAGUAAAUGCCGAUGUGCUUAGAUCCAUGACACAAUCUGGGAUUAGACCAAAAGACGCGUUUAACUUCCUAGCCCAAGAAGUUGGUGGUGUAGAGAACCUGGAAUGCAUAAAGACAGAUGCUUUCAAUUUUAUUCAAAGGGAGAGGAGAUGUAGAAUUGAAAAUGGUGAUGUGAAUACUUUAUUGCAGUUGUUUGUAAAGAGACGUGCUGAGGAUAGCAUCAUUAGCUUCAGGCUUUUCGACCUCUUGAACUUGAAGAUGGGGUACGACUACAAAGAGUGCCAGUUUAUGUUCGAUGCAGUGCAUGACGUAGAAGGAGAAGAUGGACGUUAUCCAGACUAG